UGCUGUACUGUAAUCAUAUGAUAGGGAGUCGAUCCCCGGCCGCUGCAGAAUACCGACACACCGGGCGGACGAGCGGAGAAGGAUGGUAGAUUUAUAGCUGUUAAAAGAAGUGCGUGGAGUCGGUAAAAAAAAGUGUCGCCUGCAGUGUCAAAGUGAGCGAAACUCCCUCAGAAAGGAACUUUUUUCAAACUCUGGAGAGAGACAGAGAGAGAGAGAGUGAGUCGGACUUGAAGGGGGGAACCGUUUGGAAGAAGAGAGGGCGCUCACACGAAACGUUAACCGAAGGACAGUCGAUUUAACGGGGGCUGAGAGAGGCGGUCAGCGGGUCGCGGCCGGUGGUAUCCCCUGGGCUCCUCGCAUCGCUGCUUCUCGGGGAGAGAGUGAGAGAGAGAGAGAGAGAGAGGGAGUGUGUGUGUGUGUGUUUUUUACAUUUAGUUGUUUUUAAGUUUUAGCUAGGUCACUUUUUGUUUUAUAUAUAAAUAUAUAUAUAAAUAUAUAUAAAUAUAACUGAAGCAAAAGCCAUGGUCGGGGAGACAGAGGUGAAGGAGAGACCCAAGUCCAACCCGGACUAUCUAAUGCAGCUGAUGAACGACAGGAAGGUGAUGAGUUCCCUGCCCAACUUCAGCGGCAUCUUCACGCAUCUGGAGCGGCUGCUGGAUGAAGAAAUCGGGAGGGUACGCAAGGACAUGUACAACGACACAGUGAACGGAGGCAUGUUCAACGGGCGGGACAUGGAGGAGCUUCCUGAAGCUAUCGGUCCCGUAGCGCAGCUGCAGGAGAAGCUCUAUGUGCCUGUCAAAGAGUACCCCGAUUUCAAUUUCGUAGGGAGGAUCCUCGGCCCACGUGGACUGACGGCCAAGCAACUGGAGGCAGAAACCGGCUGCAAGAUUAUGGUUCGAGGAAAGGGCUCCAUGAGAGACAAGAAGAAGGAGGAGAUGAACCGAGGGAAGCCCAACUGGGAGCACCUCAGCGAGGACCUCCACGUCCUGAUCACGGUGGAGGACACACACAACCGGGCCAAGAUCAAACUCCAGCGGGCCAUCAAUGAGGUCAAGAAACUUCUAGUACCCGCUGCUGAGGGGGAGGACAACCUGAAGAAGAUGCAGUUGAUGGAGCUGGCCAUCCUCAAUGGAACCUACAGAGACGCCAAUGUCAAGACGCCCACCGCCGCCUUUCCUCUAGCGACCCCUCAGGCGCCUCGAAUAAUCACAGGCCCGACACCCGUCCUGCCUCCCACCUUGCGCAACCCAGCUCCUGUCACCACGCCGACCAUCAUGCCCCUGAUUCGUCAGAUCCAGAGCUCCACCCUCGUGCCGGGAGCCAAUCCGCAUGCAGCACUAGUGCAGCAAGGACCUGAAUCUGGAAUUAUCUACACGCCUUAUGAGUAUCCCUACACACUCACGCCCUCCAUAUUGGAAUACCCGAUUGACUCAACUGGAGUAUUAGGUAUGGCUUUCCCAACCAAAGGCUAAGCGAUAGCAACCCUUCCUAGCACACACACGGACUGGCUUGCAGAGACCCCCUCCCCUCCCCCUCCCCUCUUACCCCCCUACAUACUUGUCCUACAGGGCAAACACUAAAAGUUUGCUCAUACUUUAGGAUGACAGAUUCCUCGACAGUCAUUCUGUAGUCAAGUGUCCAUUCCUUCGCUCAUUACUCUGUUAAUUUCCUCUUUGUAUUAGCAGACUAGUGUUGUGGUGUGACAGCAUAACCUAUUUAACUUUUUUUAAUAGUUCAGCUUCCGCUUGUAAUUUUAACACAUUUUAGUGAACCCAUAGAUAUUUUAGCGCCGCUGUUUGUGAUUUAAUAUACUGUAUGUUAAAGCUUAUUUUGAUCACAAAGCUAUAGAGUGACUUUGCUUACAGCUGAUAUUGAAUCUACUAGUGAAGCUUAGUGAGAAAUUAGUGGUUUGGAUUAAUCUUUUCUUUAGAGAACAGAGCAGAAGACCACAAAACAACAAGAAAUUCUGCCUCUUAGAAGCGUGAUGUUUGACUUAUUUUCACCCUCAGCCUUGAACACUUUGUAAAUUCAUGGUUUCACUGAUGUUGGUGCCAUGGGUGGACUGUCUGAUGUCUUUCUGAUGAGUAACCUUCUGUGUUCUGUUUUGGCAAUGUCAUCGCGCUGUUAGCAGGUGCCAUGACCACUAAGGUACGACGCCACGACAAGAGAAUCCAUCCUUACCAAAGGGUAGUGACCACAGACAGAGGUUAGUUAGCUCACCAGCCACUUUAUGUGUGUGUAUGUGUGUGUGUUAGUGUGCGUGCAUGCAGACCAAUGGACCAAUUUCAGUUUACAUGUGUCUGUAAUACGGCAUGCCUAAAAAGAAAUAACUGUAUCAGGCAAAAAGGUCACACGCUGAAGCAGCUUCAGUGUAAAAUGUGAAACAGUAUUUGUUGCAGUGAAAGUGAAAUAAGUGAGCAGAUUGAGAGGAACCAUGUUAGGGGUGACAGCUGCAGUGGUUAUCUUUGCUCGCCUGUUAGAUAAACUGGACGGCUUGCAGGCCGGGACCCUCUCAAUUAGAAUGGAUCACUCCAUUCAUGUGACUCGGUCCUUGUGACUCUGGAUUUGGAGUCCUCUCAGAACUUUUUUUUUUUUUGUUGUUGUUUAUCUCUUCACUACUACUUUUUACCCUACAAAUACUGUGGGAAGUUUUAUUUAUACCCAACUUCAUUCCAGUAGAUUUCCACAAAAUGUAUUUUUUAUUAUUAAUUAAUUCCUGUGUUGUGCCCAAUGACUAUAUGAUACUUAAAGUAACAGUGAUUGUUUCCUAAAGGUCAUUCAAUUCAAGUGCAUUAUGAUCUUUGGUCUUUACUACUAAAACACAGCGUGUGAUAACUACUGAAGUCUGUGUUACAAGCUCUUUUGUAUGAAAUACUGUUGUUUGUGGUCUUAUCAGUCACCCACUGGACUUUAUCAUUGGGACUGUUUACAUCUUUCAUAUAUUUCCUAGCCAGAGUGGUGCUGUUACCAUGUAUUUAGCUGCAAAAUAAAUUUGUAUAUAGGGAUUUUAAGGAUUUAAGUGCUUAUAUGAAGCUUAUGGAACAAAAUCGCUUGGAAAUACUUGUAGUAUUUUUUUUUUUUUUUUUUUUUUUUUUUUUUUUAGUUUUUUUAGUUUGUAAAUUUUUAUUUUUGUUUUUACGGUAUGCUUUUUAUAGAUGAAGUGUCUCCAUGUAAACUUCAAACUUUAUUCAAAGUGUGUAGCUACUACUGUUUUAGUCACCGCGAAAGGUGGCAAUGAAGGCAGUGUUUUGCUCUGUGUAUUUAAGAUGAGGUGACCUUCUCAAUUCACAGGCCUCGUGACUGUUUUAUGCAAUAGAAAUGGACUAGCUAGCUACAUUAUGUGUGUGUGUGAGCAGUGGUGCUCUUGUUGUACACGAUGGACAAAAAACACUAAAAGGCAAUAAAGAUGACUAUUGAAAAAAAUCUCUAAAGCAAACCAAAGCCUCUAAAUUCUUGUAGUUAGACUGUCUAUUGUUAAAAUGUUUCUUAAGUCCCUCUAAAAUCACCAUCUCUUAACCUCUCAUCGCUGUCUCUUAUGGUGCCUCUUUGCUUACUGUAGUUAUUAGGUGCUCUUCUAAUACUUCAUAGCAAAAAGAUCAAACCAUAAUCAAUAAUCAGUAAACCUUAAUCACAACUGUUAAUCAUCAAGAUCUUAUGCCUGCUGCUAAACAACAGCUCUAGCUGUCAGUGAGUGAAAGUAUUUCUGAGGCCCAGACACUUCUCUUUGGACAUAAAGGUCACUCUCUCACCCACAUGAAACCAUGCUGUCUCCCUCUCUGUCCAUGGUUUCACUGUCUGUCUGCUAGACGUAGCACAGCUAGCAUGAGUAGUUUCACUAUAGCAGCAGUCACAUGAUAGGAGGGGUAUCUCCUAAAACCUACCCAUGCAAACACCUUCAUGAGCGCAUGUGAGCAUCGCUAACCAGCCAUUCCUUAUGUCAACACCCGGUGGUUGAUGUAAGUCCUUGUGAAUGGUUGUGCAUGGCUCAUGAAGGUGUUCUGCUGCUCCUACCUCGUGCCCCUUGUGCUGUGUGACUGCAGUAGAUCUGCCUUGUUGUCAUCCUGACGCCACUAGCUGACACUAAUCUCUUUUCUAUCUUUUUUUCUUUUUAUGUCCCCUUUUAUGUGCCCUUUUUUUCCUUUCCACGUCUGUCCGUCUCUGUCUGUCUAA
Molecule: messenger RNA, 4170 nt
Organism: Thunnus maccoyii (southern bluefin tuna)
Lineage: Eukaryota; Metazoa; Chordata; Actinopteri; Scombriformes; Scombridae
Gene: qki2
Product: QKI, KH domain containing, RNA binding 2
Exons: 7
Coding region: 522-1472 (316 amino acids)
Biological process (GO): regulation of mRNA splicing, via spliceosome
Cellular component (GO): nucleus
Molecular function (GO): mRNA binding
Source: RefSeq, a predicted model, not a curated record